Messenger RNA from Magnolia sinica, 708 nucleotides. Its product is annotated as ethylene-response factor C3-like. The record is from RefSeq and is a predicted model, not a curated record. Gene Ontology annotation, biological process: ethylene-activated signaling pathway; regulation of DNA-templated transcription. NCBI's taxonomy places the organism in Eukaryota, Viridiplantae, Streptophyta, Magnoliopsida, Magnoliales, Magnoliaceae. Gene Ontology annotation, molecular function: DNA binding; DNA-binding transcription factor activity. Bases 55 to 708 code for a protein of 217 amino acids. The transcript has a single exon.
ACAUAACGAGUGGUUAAGAAAGGACUUUGAGAAUUUCUCUCAAUCUCAGUCGAAAUGGAUCGCAAUUUAUUUCAAUUCCAAAACUCUAAAUUCUCACUGACAUCUCCGUACGGGUCGGCUGAAUCUUUCUCCUGGGAUGGGAUCAUCUUCAAGGAAGAGGAGCUCCCCUUCAACAAGACUGACACGGAGGAGAUGCUCCUCUUUGACAUGCUUGCGGAGGCCCCAAGAGAACGAUCGAACACCCUCUUCUCGAGGCGCACUAAGGAAGAGGAGGUGAACUCGAAGAUUGAUGACAAGGCCAAGCAGAAGUGCUACCGCGGGGUUCGCAAGCGACCCUGGGGCAAAUUCGCAGCUGAGAUAAGGGACUCGACUAGGAACGGGAUUCGGGUUUGGCUGGGGACGUUUGAUAGCGCGGAGGCAGCUGCGCUGGCCUAUGAUCAGGCUGCGUUUUCAACGCGGGGUUCAUUGGCAGUCCUCAAUUUUCCAGUGGAGCAAGUCCAAGAGUCGCUCCGUGGAUUAUCGUACGGUGAUGAUGAGGCAUCCCCUGUGGUAGCCCUAAAGAAAAGGCACUCCAUGAGGAGGAAGCCCAUGAGUAGGAAAAAAAUAGAGAGAGAUGCGAGGAUAGAGAAUGUUGUUGAAUUGGAGGUUUUAGGGGUAGAGUAUCUGGAGGAGCUUCUAGGUUCAUCUGAUGUGGUUAGUCCUUGGUGA